Molecule: messenger RNA, 657 nt
Organism: Entrophospora candida
Lineage: Eukaryota; Fungi; Glomeromycota; Glomeromycetes; Entrophosporales; Entrophosporaceae
Source: the annotation of a GenBank genome assembly
AUGCUUUCGCCGAUAAUUCCACCAUUUCGUUAUGCGACUGUUGAGGAUAAAAUUUAUCGUGGUGCAUAUCCAAAAGAUAGGAAUUACCGUUUUUUAAAAAGAUUAAAAUUAAAAACAAUUCUUUCAUUAAUACCAGAACAGCCAAUUCCUGACCUCUUGGAGUUUUGUCGAUCUCAAAAUAUUCGUAACAUGCAUUUACAAGUCGGCAGAUUUAAAGAUAAUGUGACAUUAAAUGGUGCCAAUGUAACAGGUUUAGUCAUUGCAUGUUUAAGGAAAUUACAAAUGUGGAGUGUUUCUUCUGCUAUGGGAGAAUUUUUAAGAUAUCUUCGUGGUGGAGUAAUAUCAGGUGAAGAAAGUGAAUUCAUUGAAAAAUUUUCAGCCGAAAUUGAGAUACCACGUACAAUUCCUUCAUGGCUAUGGGGUGGUCAUGUAACAUUUGCAAAACAUCCAACAUUAAAGCUAAAGUUUUUGGAUCCUACUAUGAUUGAGCAACCAGAACAAAAACAAUCCAAAAAAAAAAAAGGCGUUGAAUCAAUUGAUGAUAAAAAUGAUUUCAGAAAAAGAGAUGAUGCUAAUGCAAACGAAGAUGAAGAAGCAGAAGUAUCUAUGACACUACAGGCUUUGGCCUUGGAGGGUCUAAACAUUAAGAAUCGAUAG